Molecule: messenger RNA, 1415 nt
Organism: Cinara cedri
Lineage: Eukaryota; Metazoa; Arthropoda; Insecta; Hemiptera; Aphididae
Source: the annotation of a GenBank genome assembly
AUGGAUAACGAAAUAACAUUUGACAGAUUACCAGUUGAAGUAAAUAUGAUUUUUUUUUUUUUUUUGUAAUUUUAAAGGUUCAAAAAAACAGUGAUACAAAUUCCUAGAGUAUAAUUCUAAAAAGACAAACAAUUUAUUUUAAUUAAAUGUACAGUUAAUAGGUACCUAUGUUUUUCAUUAUGGUCAUUAUGUAUACAAUGGUAGUAUUUGAGAUACUAUUUACAAUAAAUUGUAUUCCUGUAGAUGAUAUGGCGACUGCUAAUAAAUAAACUAAUUCAUUCCACAAUAGAUCUUCCAAAUUAUACACUCUUUUUCCUUGUGAUUUUUUUAUCCUUUCUGUGUAAUUAUUAAUUUUUGUCAAUCAAAAACUGUACAGUAUUUUGAUAUUUAUAUUCAUAUGUGCUUUACCCCUAAACUGCUGUAUUGUUACUAUUAAAUUACUUAAAAUUUGUGUUUAAUAUUAUAUUUUUGAAUUAUAUGUAAAUUUAAAUAUGUGUUUACAGGUCAUUACUCAUAUAUUUGUAUUUUUACAACGUGCAGACAGAAAAGUUGCAUCAACUGUUUGCUGGUCUUGCUAUGAAGCAUCUAUUCAUCCAAAAUUUUUAAAAAAUGAAGUUAUAAUUUUAAAAGAUUUAAAUAAUCAUGGAAUUCAAUAUGCACUCGAAAUAUUUUCCAAAAGCUUACGUCCUUUUUUCAAAUUUAGAAUAUGCGGUUUAGGGAUAUCAUUUCAAGAUAGUGAUGAUAAUACUGCAAAUGACAUGACUGAUAAUUUAGUAAAUAAAAAUCAUUGGGUAAAGACUACUUGGCCAUUGUUAGCAGCUAAAGUAAUCUUUUUGGAAUUCUUUGAUACAGUUGAAUUUGCUGAUGACAUUUUACCUGCAAUAUUAAAUGAAACUCAACAAUUAAAAGUAUUAUUAAUUCAUAAUCUUCAAUAUAGUCCCAACAAUGAACUAAAUAAAAUUAAAAGACUUGACUCGCUUGAACAAUUGACAUUGGAUAAUUUUCUGACUGAUAACAUUGACAAAAAUAAAUUAUUGGGAAUUAUACCAAAACAAUUAAAAACAAUUUGUUUCAAGUCUAUGUGGUCUAGUCAGUUGAUUAUAAAAGAUAUUACUAAUAUAUUAAACUAUUGUUCAUUUUACCUUGAAUCCCUUGAACUUAUAAAUAUUGAUGUAACAACUGAAUUAAUGCAAUCAAUUUCGACUAUUGAUAUGAGGCUGAAAAAGUUUAGUUUAAUUUUAGCAGAUACUAUGCACUAUGAACACGAUCCAAAAAUCUUGAUGCCACUGAUUAAAACAAAAUGGCCAUUACUUGAUUUGACUUUAGCUGCAGAUUGUUUAACUGAUGAAUUUAUAGAAACUGUAUUUAAUACAUUUGAAAACCUACAAAAUUUUAAAUUUAUGAAGGCCCGCUAG